Molecule: messenger RNA, 357 nt
Organism: Serendipita indica DSM 11827
Lineage: Eukaryota; Fungi; Basidiomycota; Agaricomycetes; Sebacinales; Serendipitaceae
Source: the annotation of a GenBank genome assembly
AUGCCAAAAAUCAGAACUAGCAGAACGAAGCCUCCUCCAGAAGGAUACGAGGAGAUUGAAAACGUGUUGGAGGACUACGCGCGCAAGAUGCGUGACGCCGAGAAUGAGUCGCACGAAGGCAAGCGAAAGAAUGAGUCGCUGUGGCCCAUUAUGCGCAUCUCCCACACGCGUUCCCGCUACAUCUACGAGCUAUACUACAAGCGAGAGGCCAUUUCCAAAGAGCUUUAUGAUUGGCUGCUCAAGCAAGGAUAUGCGGACGCAAAUCUGAUAGCCAAGUGGAAGAAGCCCGGAUAUGAAAAAUUGUGCUGCGUUCGCUGCAUCCAGUCCAAGGCGAGUCUUUCUCUUGUUUAUCCUUAA